Ectocarpus siliculosus is the source of this 2014-nucleotide messenger RNA. The record is from the annotation of a GenBank genome assembly. Lineage: Eukaryota; Phaeophyceae; Ectocarpales; Ectocarpaceae.
AUGCCGCACGCCACAGCAGCAACAACAGCGGUGACACCAGCGCCAUCAGCACAAUCACGAGCAGCAGUAUUGUUCGGAGCGGAAAACCACCCUCCUGUCGGAUCAAGCAGCGGAGUCAACCGUCUCAGGAAAAGGUCGAGGCUUUGCCUCGGCAAGCGUCGUCGCGCGUUGCCGGCGCAGCACGCGGCGGUUGGUCAGCCGUCUAUCGGCACAGCAGGCUCUCCGUCGUUCCAGGAACGAUUUCGCUCGCCCUUCACUUCGUCCGCUGCGCUCGCCCCCCCCGCCGAGGCCAUAGGCUACCCUUGGGGUGCAUCGCCGGGUUUGAGCGAGACCUGCCUCGAUAGGGCAGGAGUUCUCGCGCCGGCUGCUUGGACGAUUGAGCGCCCGUCAAGUGGGCCGUCGCCGCCGUUCGUUGGGCUCAAGAACCUGGGAGAGACGUGCUACGUGAAUGCCGUGCUGCAGGCUCUGACAGCGUGCCAUGGGGUGCUCACGUCGAGUCGCGGGGGUGGUGGUGGAUGGCACGACGUAGGGAGCGAGGGGUCAGAAGGAUCAUGUUCGACCCCACCAGCAGCCGACGCUGCACCUGCUGGUGCUGCUUCUGAGGGGACAGCGGUGCUGGUUGCGGGGGUAACGGGAACCCAAAGGAAUCCGGUGCUUGCUGCUCUGGAGCAGGUUCUGGGAGAGAUGGAAACACGCAACCGGGCGCUGUCUCAGCAGCAAUUGGUGGCCUUUGGGUCGCAGACGGCUGUUUCAUCGCCCGCUGAACCCGAGUCGACCGGCAGCGGUGCUACUAGUAGCCCGGAGUCCAAGACGUGCCAACCGUACGACCAAACGCCGCUCCGACCGAGCGCUUCGACGGGGGAAGGCGUUCUUGUUGAGGCAAUCGCGCCGACUUUUUUGGUAGAGCUGAUUCGUGGAGGGUGGCUGAGCGCUGACCGCUCGAGACUCGGAGGCGGGGGGGCGGGGGCUACGGGGUCGACUGAAUUCGGAACAGGGCAGGCGUGUGUCUCCGAGCUCUUGGGGAAGUUUCUCGGUCUCGUCGUCGACGACGGCGGCAGCGGGGCCACUUCUCUGGGCGGUGUUGGCGGGCGAAGGAGCGGCGGCAGCCACAGCAGUAGCUUCUGCUGCUUGGCCCAGGCGUUUCGCGGGACACUCUGCGCCCGUACUCUGUGCGUGGAGUGCGAGCGGGACAGAACCGCCCGCGAGGACUUCACCGAGCUAACCUUGCCGCCCCUCCUACCGCCUCCGCAGCACGCCCCACCUCUCACGGCGCAAGGAGCUAUACCGGCGGCCGAGAACGACGGCGGGCCUUCGCUCCGGGGGCGGCGCCGGACAAUGCAGACCCUCGUCGACGGGGUGUUCGAGGGAGAGUCCCUGGCGGGCAACAACAAGCUUUGCGAUUCGGGGGACGUUUUCUACGACCUGAUCGGCGUCAUCCUCCACCAGGGACAGACCCUUGCUUCCGGCCACUACACCUUCGCGCUUCAUGCCGCUGCUGGGGACUCGGCAUCGUUUCUGGAGCAGCAGCAGCAGCAGCAGGCGGACAGGGACAAUCGGGCGUUGGUGCAACAAGAACCGCCGGGGGCAGCCGCAGCUGGUUCGACGUGUGGAAAGCCGGGUUUCGCGCUUUUCGACGACGCCACGGUGGGGUGGUUGUCUCCGGAAGAGGAGCGCGCUGUCUUGAGGGGCGGCGGCGGGGUUUUUGGCGAUCCGUUCUUGGUGUUUUACGCUCGGCGGCCAUGACAUCGUGUUUGUCGUCGGUUCGGAAAACGGGUGGUUGGUGGAGUGUGAUUGUUGUGAUGGCGAGCGUGUACAUGGCGGCAAGGAAAUUUUAUCGUAAGUCUGGUAAAGCACAAUAAUUGUGCUGUGUAGAGUAGGUUCCCCAGAAGACAGCCGUAAAACUUGUCGCCGGAAAGAAGGCUUCGCGGAGAGAGCCUUCACCGCGUAGUUCCACCUCAUGUCGCAUGUUGAACAUGCUUGAUUUAGGUUUUUAUUUUAGCCCUGAUUGUUCGGU